AUUCUUAAAAGCAUAUGCAUAUCAAAACCAUUCUUUUGAGUGAAGGAUCAUCAUCAAAUGUGUUCCUUACGGAGGAUCCAAAUUAUGUUAUGAAAGAAUAUAAAACAAUGUACCCUGUAUAAAUGAGAUUAAAGGAAGCAUAAAUUUUAGAGAUUAUUCGAAGUGAUCACAUAGUAAAAUUGAUUACCUUUACGGAUAAUUAUUUAAUAUUAGAAAGACUAUAAUCUUAUGAUUUAUUUGAAAUAAUAAAAUCACAAAGUCUAGAUCAUAAACAAAUAAAAGAAACUUGUAAAACUUUGAUAAGAAUAAUAAACUAAACUCAUAAGAUGUAGGUGGUCCAUCGUGAUAUAAAAUUAGAGAAUAUUUUAAUUGAUAAAAAUGGAAAACUAGUUUUAUGUGAUUUUGGAUUCGCUGAGUUGUUAUCUAAUUGUGCAGUCAAAAGAACUGUGGGUACUUUAAAUUAUAUGCCUCCAGAAUUACAUUAGGAAUCAGUAUUAGGUGGAAUAAAUAGUGAGAACAUAAAUACUCAAAUCCUAAUAAAAUCUGAUGUAUUCUCACUUGGAGUUACAGUUUUUUAAGUCAUUUUAGGAUUUCAGCCAUUUACUUCAACAAAACCAACUGCUAAUUGUAAAUUAUGGAAACUUAUACAACAAAAAAAAUGGCCUUAAUAUUGGACUCUAGUUUAGAAAUUGUCUAAGCUUUAAAUUGACCCACUUACAUAAAAUUUCUUGGAAUAAUUUUUACAACCAGAUACUACAUCAAGAGCUACUUUAGAUGAAAUAUACUCUCAUCCAUUUCUAGAUGAUACAAAUGACAAUGUUCAUUUAAUUUUCUGA
Paramecium sonneborni is the source of this 836-nucleotide messenger RNA. NCBI's taxonomy places the organism in Eukaryota, Ciliophora, Oligohymenophorea, Peniculida, Parameciidae. The record is from the annotation of a GenBank genome assembly.